Messenger RNA from Lactuca saligna, 2457 nucleotides. The record is from the annotation of a GenBank genome assembly. NCBI's taxonomy places the organism in Eukaryota, Viridiplantae, Streptophyta, Magnoliopsida, Asterales, Asteraceae.
AUGGUGGCAAAGUACUGGGAGUACGCGAUCAACAAUGCUAACACUAUAGCCACCAUUCUCAAAGUCCAGAACUGGAUGACCGAAAUGGCUGCGACCAUCCACAACACUCAGUCCAUUCAAGAUACUGCAGUGGGAAGACACGGGCAAAGAUCCGGUUCAUCCGGAGCUCAUCAUCAGCGUCAGUACUCUGAUAACUUCUUGGAGGUGACUUCUUCCUCAUCUAAUGGCCGAUGGCUUCAAUCUGCUGGUCUACAACACCUCCAACAGCCAUCCUCCAACACUUCUUCUCAGGACUUUGGCUACUAUGGUGGUGGUGGAGGAGGCCAAGAGCCGUUGACGCCGCCGGGACGUCAGAAAAAACACGGUGGUGCUGUUGAUGACCCCAAUGGCUUCAGUCCUGGCCUUUUAGAUCUACAUUCCUUCGAUACCGAGCUUAUCUCCGAGGUUCCUGUAGCUCCAAUGUACAACUCUACCCGUGAUAGAAGCUUUGAUGAUGCAGAGCCAUAUUUUGGGAAUAGCAAACAGCCCAGUAAAGCUCGAGGUUUACCUGAUAACAACCUUUUGAAGAAUUUUGCUCCAGAAAAGGAGAAGGCGAGCACUGUUGCAAAGAUCAAAGUUGUGGUGCGCAAGAGACCCUUGAACAAAAAGGAGUUAGCAAAAAAUGAGGAAGAUAUCAUUACCACAGACACCCAUUCAAAUUGCCUUACAGUUCAUGAAACAAAACUCAAGGUUGAUCUGACAGAAUACAUGGAGAAGCAUGAAUUUGUUUUUGAUGCAGUACUAAAUGAAGAAGUUUCUAACGAUGAGGUUUAUCAUGAAACCGUUGAGCCCAUUGUUCCAAUAAUUUUCCAACGUACCAAAGCUACAUGCUUUGCAUAUGGACAAACAGGAAGUGGGAAGACUUUUACAAUGAAACCAUUACCUCUUAAAGCAUCUAGGGAUAUUUUGAGGCUUGUAAACCAUACCUAUCGAAGCCAAGGUUUUCAUUUGUAUUUCAGCUUCUUUGAAAUAUACGGUGGGAAACUCUAUGAUCUCCUCAACGAUAGGAAAAAACUAUGCAUGAGAGAGGAUGGAAAACAGCAAGUAUGCAUUGUGGGAUUGCAAGAAUAUAGAGUUUCAGAUGUGGAAACAAUCAAGGAGCUGAUUGAGAGAGGGAAUGCAACAAGAAGCACUGGCACAACUGGUGCCAAUGAAGAAUCUUCAAGAUCACAUGCCAUUCUUCAACUUGUUAUCAAGAGAUCUGUUGAUGGAAGUGAAUCUAAGCCUCCACGAGUUGUUGGCAAACUCUCCUUCAUAGAUCUUGCUGGAAGUGAACGUGGUGCAGAUACUACAGAUAAUGAUAAGCAGACGAGAAUGGAAGGUGCUGAGAUUAAUAAAAGCUUGCUUGCAUUGAAGGAAUGCAUAAGAGCUCUUGACAAUGAUCAGGGUCAUAUCCCUUUUCGAGGCAGUAAAUUAACUGAAGUUUUAAGAGAUUCAUUUGUUGGAAACUCUCGAACUGUUAUGAUAUCUUGCAUUUCACCAAAUGCUGGAUCAUGUGAACAUACACUCAAUACCCUACGAUAUGCUGACAGGGUGAAAAGCCUGUCGAAAGGGAACAAAAAGGAGACAAUAGCUUCGAGUAUAAACGUGAAAGAAUCGACAACAGUGUCAAUGACAUCUUUACCCCCGGUGUCGUCAUAUGAAGAUGAUGAAGAUGAUUAUGAUACUACUGAAGAGUUGUAUGAAGCAGCAGAACAAGUGCAACAGUCUUCAUGGAAGAAUAAUAACACAAAAGCUGAAGCUUAUAGCAGCUUUGAUAAGAACAGGAGAGUCAAUGGUAUUGGUCAGACAAAAUUAAAGGAGCCACAGCCACCUCCACUCAAAUCUGAAUCAAGAAACUGGAGCCCUGAUGAUGAGUUGAAUGCUCUUUUAAAGGAAGAGGAAGACCUUGUUAAUGCUCACCGGAAACAAGUGGAGGAUACCAUGGAUAUUGUUAGAGUGGAAAUGAACCUAUUGGUAGAGGCGGAUGAACCAGGAAACCAGUUAGAUGGGUAUGUGACGAAAUUGAACACAAUUUUAGCUCAGAAGGCUUCAUCCAUUUUACAAUUACAAAACCGUUUGGCUCAUUUUCAAAGGCGACUUAGGGAGCAUGAUGUUCUAGUCUCUUCUGGAGGUGAUGCCCCUAAAGCCACACCACUUACAGAAAAACCGUAUGGGAUUGCUAACAUUCGUGCUUCAAUCCUAGUCAUCCUUGAUCUAGAACGAAUGAAUUAUGACUCGUGGAGAGAGCUGUUCGAAACUCACUGUUAUUGUUUUGGCAUGGCUAACCAUCUCAAAGAAAAGCCUGAUCCCAAACCAUUCGGCUUGGAAGAAUGGAAACGUAUUGACAACAUUGUUAAGAUGUGGAUCUAUGAUACUCUCUCCCCUUCUUUACUCCAGAUGUCAUCCAAGCGAAAGCCAAAUGCAAUACGAUAUUGA